Messenger RNA from Zygotorulaspora mrakii, 282 nucleotides. It is a transcript of the gene SME1, whose product is annotated as mRNA splicing protein SME1. Lineage: Eukaryota; Fungi; Ascomycota; Saccharomycetes; Saccharomycetales; Saccharomycetaceae. Gene Ontology annotation, cellular component: U2 snRNP; precatalytic spliceosome; U1 snRNP. The record is from RefSeq and is a predicted model, not a curated record. Gene Ontology annotation, molecular function: RNA binding. Gene Ontology annotation, biological process: spliceosomal snRNP assembly; mRNA splicing, via spliceosome. The transcript has a single exon. The coding region runs from base 1 to 282 and encodes 93 amino acids.
AUGUCAUCCAAAUCUAGAUCUGUGAUUCCACCUAUAAACUGUAUUUUCAAUCAUCUUCAGCAACAGACUAUUGUGACAUUUUGGCUGUUUGAACAGAUUGGUAUAAGGAUAAGAGGUAAAAUAAGCGGAUUCGACGAGUUCAUGAACGUUGUGAUUGAUGAAGCACUAGAAAUACCCGUAGAUUACAAAACAGGUACAGAAAAUAUUGAAAACGCUAGAAGCUUGGGUAGAAUUCUUCUAAAGGGGGAUAAUAUAACGCUGAUAACAACUGUAGAUGAAUGA